Lactuca saligna is the source of this 537-nucleotide messenger RNA. The record is from the annotation of a GenBank genome assembly. NCBI's taxonomy places the organism in Eukaryota, Viridiplantae, Streptophyta, Magnoliopsida, Asterales, Asteraceae.
AUGGCCAAUACAUUUGAUAACUUCUCGACCACCUCCCACCACUAUCACUUCUGGCCACCAUCGACCUCCGGCAACCAUCAACCUACGGCCACAUGUGACCUCCGGCCACCAAAUACAUCUGACAAACACCACCAUUCAUCUCCCAACACUAACACCACCAUAGGAGCAGAAGGUGCAGUGGAGGUUCAAAAACAAAUCCUAAAUCAGUGCCACCAUCUAAAGAGAAGAAUCGAUGGCGGUGCACAAGUAAAGAAGGAGGCGACGAAGGUACAGAUUCAGCUAUGGAGCUUCGAUUCCGACUGUGGAAACAAUGGCGGAUUGGAGGCCGGAUGUACCUCUAGUGGUGAGGACUUCACCGACCCUGUGACUGCAACAGAGCCAUUGAUUGCGAGGAGCACACAUCCACCAGAAUUCGCUCUACUGCUAAAAUCUCCAAUCCUCCGUCGUCACUUACUUAUUAUACAGGUUGCGAUCAAGCGCUUGUUCAGUAUGCUUGGCCAAGUAGGUUCUGAAGAGGAGGAUAAAGCUUCACAAUAG